AUGCCUUAUUCAUUUGAAUUUCUGGCCACCAGCUUUCUUCAUUAUUUGCAUCCUGCGUUUUACCUCCUAUCUGCCGGAUGCCGUCUGUACACGCUGUCACCACUGUUACGAUUCUCUUUUAACGCAGCAUCUAUCACCACUCAGUCCAUCGCACGCACGGAGCUUUUGGAUAAGCCAGACGAUGAAUUAUUCUUUGAUGCCAGAUCUAUUCAAACGGCUCAAUCGACCGAGUCACUGCAAAAUGUCGACCACUCAGAAACAUCGCCGCCUUACCUUAGUCUUCCACGCACCCAGGGUCUACAUGCAUCGAUUACCAGUUUAAGUAGUCUACAAAACACGGAAGAAUCCUCUUGUUCGGAGAGCAGUGUGGACGAUAUUGCAAAUAACGUCCAACCCUUCACAAACCUAACUUUGCCCGAGGUACCAUCGAACGAACUAUGCAGUCCAGUGCACGCUAUAGAGCACGAGGAACCCGCUGUUCGUUCCACUGAACCUUCCUGCCAAAUAACUCGGAAGCGACGCACCUCCGUCAAACCCUCCCCAAAGAUUGCCCUUAAUUUGUGGAGCGUUCUCAAAAAUGCCAUCGGGAAGGAUAUUACCAAGAUCCCUCUACCUGUGAACUUCAAUGAACCCAUUUCCUUCCUCCAACGUGCCAGUGAGGAUCUUACCUACUCCUACUUGUUAGAUCGAGCCAGUCAGACACAUGAUCCAGCGGAGCAAAUGGCUCUGGUUGCAGCGUUCUCCGUCAGUUGCUAUGCCACCACUGCGAUUCGAACUGGCAAACCUUUCAAUCCUCUCCUGGGUGAAACGUUUGAAUUCGAUCGUUCGGACGAUGAAUAUGGUUGGCGACUGAUCACUGAACAGGUCAGCCACCAUCCACCAGGAUCAGCACUUCACUGUGAGUCCGUCCGAUAUGGUUGGAAAAUUUGGGUGGAGUUCGUUCUGGUGAGCAAGUUUCGUGGCAAAUACAUGUCCGUAUUUCCGAAGGGUACAGUGAACCUCAGUUUGCCAGACGGAUCUCGUUAUACGUGGAUCAAAGCGUGCACUGUGGUCCACAAUCUGAUCGUUGGCACCCUAUGGAUUGACAAUUAUGGCGACGUGCUCAUUCAAAACCAUACGAACAAUUAUCAAUGCCCAAUACGCUUUAUCGCGCAUUCAUAUUUCAGCAAGGGACCCCCAAAACAGGUGACGGGAACAGUCAAGACUCCAUCUGGCACAGCAGUGCGAAUUAUCCAAGGCUCUUGGGACAGCUACAUCGAGAGUGUACAGGUUUCUGCAGACGGAUCUCCGACUGGAGACCCAAUAUUAUUGUGGCGUGUCCAACCGCUUCCCGCGGGAUCAGAAGAUAUGUAUCACUUCUCCCUGUUCACGAUGGAACUAAAUGAGCCGGAGGAUGGUGUAGCUCCCACGGAUUCGCGAUUGCGACCAGAUCAACGAUAUAUGGAAGACGGAGAUUGGGACAAAGCUAAUGAAGAAAAGAGGCGAUUGGAGCAAAAGCAGAGAGCGAAACGACAUCGCUGGGAGCAAAGGCAAGCAGAAGGUAUCUACCCAUCGGAACCGCUGUUUACCCCGGUUUGGUUCGGACCUGCAACCGACCCGGUGACAAAGGAAACCUCCCAUGUAUACUUGAACAACUACUGGCAAGCUAAGUCUCACCAAGAUUGGGUGGCCUGUCCGGACAUAUUCUAACUCGUCCUCUCAGUACUUUGAUGAAUACAAAGUAGCUGCCUUUUACAGAGUGUGUUGCAAUCCAUCCAGUUUUGUUCACUGCAAAUUUUUCAACUUUGAUCCCAUGUUUACGUUUCGUGUUCACCCAGCCUUAUUUCUUACCCCCCAUCCAUGAGAAUUCUGUCCCUUUUAACCUUCUUGCAGAUGUCUUAUCUACUUUCUUCGCAUUGUGCAAUUUUCGGUUCCAGCUGCCCCGGUCUUUUCUCCAUGUUUGGCCAAUUCUCUUUGCUGCAGAAUGAUGCAGGCCACAUGCUGCAUUCGUGGGCCCCUAUUUCCCGUUCCUUGUUGCUUUUAAUGAAAUGCGGUUCUUACAUUUGUAAACUAGUGGCACCAACCACUUUGUUUCCGAAAUUUAUUUACGCUUCUGCUUCAUACCGACUUUCAUUGAGAGCGGUCGCCACGUACUCGCAAGUUAUCAUCAAAUCUGUGAUCUGCUUCUGAUGGGGCCACUCUUUAUUACUUUUAAUUUGUUUUCCAUCAUAGUUCAUAAAUGGUUCUUUUCUACUGCUCAUUGCUUUCAGUUGACCCCCACCCCAUAUCGUGAGAUUUUUUUAGCAAAUUCUACUCUAUUUUGCUGGUUCUCCUUCGAAUUCUUACAAUGUACAAAAUGCCGAUUAUCACAUACAUAUCGGUGCAUACGCACCUAAGCGAGAGCCGCGAACUUUCACCCUUUGUAGCUGUGGGAUGUUUUAUUCGAUCAGUUGUUGUGGAUCUAUCCG
Molecule: messenger RNA, 2447 nt
Organism: Dicrocoelium dendriticum
Lineage: Eukaryota; Metazoa; Platyhelminthes; Trematoda; Plagiorchiida; Dicrocoeliidae
Source: the annotation of a GenBank genome assembly